Molecule: messenger RNA, 3818 nt
Organism: Oenanthe melanoleuca
Lineage: Eukaryota; Metazoa; Chordata; Aves; Passeriformes; Muscicapidae
Product: transmembrane protein 132D-like
Exons: 9
Coding region: 233-3472 (1079 amino acids)
Source: RefSeq, a predicted model, not a curated record
GAAACCGGCUCCGCGUUUAUUGCCGGCGCCGAGGGAGGUUUUUUCACGGCAUCGUCUGUUUUGAAGAAAGGAGGGAGGAAGGAGGAGGGUUAACGAUAAAGAACUAAGUCUUGUCUGCGAAGGAGAUCCCUUCUGCUCUUUCCAGAUGACCUUUUCUGAAAAUGUAGCCUCUCCAGCUGACCGGUUUUGAUUUUGGCUGCCGAGUGUGUGAAACUGGUCCCUAACCCGUAGGAUGUGUCCUUCCGGGAUUAGCAAUAUGGGGCAGCUGUUGUCGCCUCUGCUCCUGAGCUUGGCAGCAGUUUUUUCCAAAGUGGCUGAGAGCCGCGGGAUCCUGGAGAGCAUUCAGAGGUUCUCUUUGCUGCCCACGUACCUGCCCGUGACCUAUCGCAUCCACAACGCCGACGUUUCCUUCUUCCUCAAGGAGGCCAACCAGGACAUCAUGAGGAACUCCAGCCUGCAGUCCCGGGUGGAAUCCUUCCUCAUCUACAAAUCCAAGACCCCUCCGGUGCUGAACGCCAGCUACGGCCCCUUCUCCGUGGAGCAGCCGGUGCCGCAGGACCUGAUGCUGCCCUCCAGCCCCUUCGGCCCCAGCAGCCAGUUCACCUACAACUGGAAGCUGCAGGCCUCCAUCCUGAGCAGCAAGAUCUACCUGAGCAAGCCGCGGGUGCAGGUGCUGUUCCACGUGGCGGGCAGGGACUGGGACGAGCGCGGCCCCGCCGAGCGGCUGCCCUGCCUGCGCGUCUUCGCCUUCCGCGAGACGCGCCAGGUGCGCGGCAGCUGCCGCCUGCGCGGGGACCUGGGGCUCUGCGUGGCACAGCUGGAGCUGCUGCCCGCCUGGUUCAGCCCGCCCAGCGCGCCCACGGGCCGCAGGAAGCAGCUGGAGCAGCUGGAGGGCAGCCCCGUGGAGCUCUACUACUCCAUCCAGGCCGGGGAUGGCAGAGGGGAGUGCGCCAAGGACGAGCUCAGGAGAAACAACGGGGCGCGCUCGGGGCGCGGCGACCUCGAUGAGUCAGGACCUCCCCUGCAGAGGAUUGGGAGUGUUUUCCUCUACCAGACACACGCUGCCCCCUCUUUCACCGAGAUGAGGUUGGAUCAUAACAUUGUCAUCCAGUAUUCACCAAAGACCGCCAAGCAAGGGGACAUUGUGACUUUCCUUGUCUCCGUUGCUAAAAACUCGACGGAAGAUCAGUUCACACUGAGGGCCAAGGUGAAGAGAGGAGUGAAGGUUUCCAGCGUGAGAGCCAGCAGCCCCCAGCUGUGGGACAUCAGGGACAGCCUGGACCCCUCUGGGAAACCUGCAGCAGCUGUGGUGCUGUGCCAGAGGAAACCUGCUGCUGCCAACAGUGCUGAGGGUCCCUCCUCUGAAAUCAUGCAGAUUGAUUUUGAAAUUGAAGACCUGAGCGACCUGCCUGAGACCCAGCUCAUCACCUGGCAGGUGGAAUAUCCUGGGGACACCACGUCUGACCUGGGGAUCUCCAAGAUCUACGUCAGCCAGAAGGACCUGGUAGGAGUUCUGCCUUUGGCUAUGGAAGCAGAGAUCCUGAACACAGCUGUUCUCACUGGGAAAACAGUGGCUGUGCCUGUCAGGGUGGUCUCUGUGGAAGAUGAUGGGACUGUGACAGAUCUGGUGGAGUCUGUGGAAUGCAGCUCAUCAGAUGAAGAUGUCAUUAAGGUUUCUGACAGAUGUGACUAUGUCUUUGUCAACGGGAAGGAAAUGAAAGGCAAAGUGAAUGUCAUAGUUAAUUUCACUUACCAGCAUCUGAGUGCCCCUUUAGAAAUGACAGUCUGGAUUCCUCGUCUCCCGCUGCAGAUAGAGGUCUCUGACACAGAACUAAAUCAGAUCAAGGGCUGGAGAGUCCCCAUCAUCUCUAAUAAGAGGCCGGCCAGGGACAGCGAUGACGAGGACGAGGAGGAGCGCAGGGGCCGGGGCUGCGCCCUGCAGUACCAGCACGCCAUGGUCAGGGUGCUCACGCAGUUUGUGGCCGAGCCCCCCGAGCCUGGGGCUCCCCUGGCUCACCUGCUGGGCUCGGACUGGCAGCUGGACAUCACCCACCUGGUCAGGGACUUCAUGCAGGUGGAGGAGCCGCGCAUCGCCCGGCUGCAGGAGGGGCAGGUGCUGGUGGGGCUGGAGCUCGGCAUGACCACCAUCCAGAUACUGUCCCCCCUUUCAGAUGCCAUCCUGGCUGAGAAGACAGUGACAGUCCUGGACGAGAAGGUGACAAUAACUGACCUGGGAGUGCAGCUGGUGGCAGGACUGUCCCUGUCCCUGCAGCUCAGCCCAGGGAGCAACAGGGCCAUCUUUGCCACUGCAGUGGCCCAGGAGCUGCUGCAGUCCCCCAAGCAGGAGGCAGCCAUCAGCUGCUGGCUCCAGUUCAGUGACGGCUCUGUGGUGCCCCUGGAUGUCUAUGACUCCAAGGACUUCUCCCUGUCCGCCAGCUCCCUGGAUGAGCGCGUGGUGUCCAUCCAGCACGACCCCAGGGUCCGCUGGCCGGUGGUCGCAGCCGAGACCGAGGGCCAGGGCGCCCUGGUGAGGGUGGAGAUGGUGAUCAGCGAGUCCUGCCAGAAAUCCAAGAGGAAGAGCGUGCUGGCCGUGGGCAGCGGCAGCAUCAGGGUCAGGUUUGGGCAGAGCGACGCCAACAGCAGUGACAGCAAGCACAGGGGCGCUGGAGCCCAGCUGGAGAACCAGAAACAGCCCUGGCACGGCCAGUUCUACAGCUCCUCCAUGGGCCUGGAGCAGGGCAGGCCCACCACCACCCACAGGGCCGUGCUGAGCAGGAAGGAGGACAGGGACAGCCUGCUGGAUGACGACAGCCAGAACCUGCCCCUGGACUUCACCAGCUUCCCUGCGCAGGUGGAGCUGCCCAGGGACAGCGGGGACGCGGGGGACAGCGAGCUGGUGCAGUCCCCCCGGGGGCUCAGCGACCUGGAGAUCGGCAUGUACGCGCUGCUGGGCGUCUUCUGCCUGGCCAUCCUGGUGUUCCUCAUCAACUGCGCCGCCUUCGCUCUGAGGUACAGGAGCAAGCAGGUGCCCCUGGAGGAGCAGGAGGGCCUGAGCCACUCGCACGACUGGGUGGGGCUGAGCCACAGGACGGAGCUGCUGGAGAAGCACGGCGGCUUCGGGCCCCAGCCCGAGGAGCAGGUCACGGCCAUCGACACGGGGCUGGGCUGCCGGGACAGCCGGCACCUGCUCGGCACGGCUGCCCCCGAGGACGGGCAGCCCUUCGGGCCCGCCGAGCCCUCGCUGGGUGAGGCCCAGGAGCGCCGGGGCGAGCCCGCCGCCUCGCCCACCUCCAAGAGGAAACGCGUCACGUUCACCACCUUCACCGCCAUCUCCUCCGAGCGCGGCUGCCCCGCCGUCAGCUCCAUCCUGAUGAGCAACGAGGACGACAUUAAAUGGGUCUGCCAGGACAUGGACCUGGGGGAGUGCAAGGAACUUAAGAACUACAUGGAGAGGUUGCACGAAAACGCGUGACGAGACACAAACCACCUUCUGGGUUUGGUUUGUUUGUUUGUUUUUCACUCACCUUCUGCCUUUAAUUUUGGGUAGUGGGGCAAAACCUUGUGUUCUGACGAGAAUCAGCUGGUGGAUAAUCACUCAGCGGAGCCCCAAGAAGCCGCCCAAAAGCAGCUGGGAGAGCAGAGAUCCUGGACAGCUCUUACAAUUCAAGUUCUUCUCUGUGCUCAGAGAUGGAAGUGAGAGAUGUGUGUGGUUUUUUGAUACACGGUAACAUGAAAAAAAAAAACAACACAACUUAGAAAAAUAAUACGGUCUCACUCUCUGUGCUUUCCCAGGAAAUCAAUAAAUAUAACAAACUCCA